Molecule: messenger RNA, 1386 nt
Organism: Coccomyxa subellipsoidea C-169
Lineage: Eukaryota; Viridiplantae; Chlorophyta; Trebouxiophyceae; Coccomyxaceae
Exons: 10
Coding region: 1-1386 (461 amino acids)
Source: RefSeq, a predicted model, not a curated record
AUGCCGGGGCUCCACUUCAAGGUCUCGGCUGUGCUGCCCAUUGCAGCUUCUGACUACUUCAUCGAGCGUGACAGCGCCGCCUUUCGAUCCCUUAUCUCAAAGAGCAUGAAGGUGGGAUCACUAGAUAUCGUGGACGGCUGGAUGGAGGGGAAGGCGGAGAUCUACAAGUUCGUGACGAUGAUAGAUGUGGAUAAGUACGUGCCAAAGAGCUUCCAGAGGCACUUCGCCAAGCAGGGCCUGCAGUACACCGACAUCAUCACCUAUGACCCCAAGCUCAUUGCCUGCCCGCCCUACCGCCUGCCCGUCAAGAGCAUCGCUCCAAUCCUCCCAGAGAAGUCGCGCAUCGAGUGCAUGCUCACGAUAGAGGACGAGCAGCCCGGUGUGAGCUGCUGCCAGACUCUGGAAGGCGAGGUGGAGUUCAAGCUGUUGGGGCUGGGGCACCUGGCACAGCGAAUCGUGGUUGACAAUCUGGAGAAGGUGUACCAGGGGAUGCCCCUGGUCGUGCAGAGGUGGGUGGACUUCGGGAGCGAGGUGUUGCAGCACGAGGGCGGCAGGGACAUUCUGUUCUCUGGCCGUCCGGACAACCAUGGCAUCGGGUGGAUUAGUAACCGCAUCACUGCGAUGGUGCAGGCACCUUACAGCAGGCAGCAGUUGGAGGAAGCUGCCCAGCCGGGCAGUUCAGCUGCCCAGGUGGCCCUUCCAGCUGGCAGAGCUGCCGUGCCUGACCAGGCAACGUCCAGUCAGUCUGGACAGUUGCAACCCAGCACAGCGGCGACUGAGGCAGGAAGCUAUGGAGAAGCUGCCCAGACGACAGAAGCUGCAACAGCAGAUGGACAGCAAGAAGGAGGGGAGGACGAUGUCUACUAUGAUGCUCUAGACGACUGGGCCUGGGCAGAUGAAGAGGCCAUGUUGGACAGCUGCGCAGCCACACAAGCAGCUGUGAGGACAGACCACGCGGCGGCUGCUGUGUGGAUCCGGCAAGCCUCGCAGAAGAGACUCGGGAUUUCACGCAUUGACAUCACAGCCGCAGCUGACACCAACCACACACCAAGCGCUCCCGGCGAUACCCAUCCAGAUGGGACGCACAAGCACCGCACCGCCAUGGGCAGGCGCUUCUCCAAGACAUUCCACAUGAACCAGGCUGCCUGGGACAAAUUUUUGGGACCAGCACCAGUGCCCAAUUUGGCUGCCCGCCUGUCACACCUUCUUCGUGUGGCCAUAGCGUGGGGCCUCGUCAGUAGCCGCAGCUCAUCUCCAUCCUCUCCUGGCGCCAGAAGCUCUGGUGAUCUGGGCAGCAUCGGCCGCGCCGGGAGUGCCGCAGCCUUGCGCGUCGGGCAGUUGAUCAAGCAGUGCAGCAGCCUGGUGGCGCGUGGGGAGGAAAAGUAG